Messenger RNA from Linum trigynum, 2647 nucleotides. The record is from the annotation of a GenBank genome assembly. Lineage: Eukaryota; Viridiplantae; Streptophyta; Magnoliopsida; Malpighiales; Linaceae.
AAAUUCUAUAAGGACUAUACUAAUACCGGAUCCAGAGGAGGGCUGGGCCGAGGCUUGGGGUGGCCACCCCCUGGAUCCGCCAAUGCCACCUUGAGGUGGCAUCAUGCUUGCAGGGUCUUGACAAGGUGGUCUAUCAUGUAUGAUAUACAUGGCUGACAUAACUACCCAUGAGGCAUAACAUGUCUGCUGCUUGUGAUGAUGUCCUUGUAUGACCCCAUUCUUGACACUCUAGCCCACGAUAGAUAGUAGCUAUGGUGUUUGGUGCUUGACCCCCCUUGUGGUUGAGUCUCAACACUUCGCUAAUUUUCACCUUCUUUUGCCGCCACAUGCUCGAUGUCUCGAGUGCAAGGGUAGGUAGGCGACCAUGAUACUUGGUGCUUCACCCCAUUGUGGUGUCAUGCAUGACCCCCCUUGUUUUUGAGUAUCAUGGUACCUGGUGCUUGACCCCCUUGGACGAUGUCAUGCAUGACCCCCCUUGGAUGAUGUCAUCCUUGACCCCCUUGUGGUUGGGUCUCAACACUUAGCCAAAUUUUCCUUCUUACUGCAUCACGUCUAGGGGUACUCGCGAUGGUCCCCUUUGCAUGGCAUCAUACUUGAUACCCGAGUGCAAGGUAGGUGACUACGUAUCAUGCAUGACCCCCCUUGGAUGAUACCAUGCUUGACCCCCCUUGUGGUGGGUCUCCAUACUUAGCCAAAUUUGCCCACAUCAUGGCGACUUGGGUGGUUGAUGUUGAAGGGUUGACCCUCUUACAUGAGGGGUGGGUAUUUGGUGGGUCAAGUGGUGUGUGUUGAGGUACCUGGUAUGAAGUCCAAAAUACCAUCAUUUAGGCCUAACUUAAACCAAUUUAAUUAAUAUGGUUAAGUUGGCCUUAUAAACCACUACCGCUCCUUGAAAGUAAUCAAUAUGAUAUUAUGUGAUCUUUUAGUGUGGUAAACACCUAACAAUUAGGAUUUCUUUAAAUAACAUUGAUACAUCCAAUGAGCAUAGACACACACUAGAAAACAAUUAAGUAAAACAUUGUUCAACAAAAAACUUGAAUUCACAUGCUUCUCAGUUCCAUAUACUCAUUCAUUUUAUUGGAACGAAUGAGCAAAUUUUUGCUAUGGUAUCAUAACCAUUGAUUCUUCUGAAAGUUCGCAUAUUCAAUCUAAACAACUCUAGCUAAGUACCACUACAAGAAAAUUAGGGGUUACGUUGAAAUCAAUUGUACAAAAUUUCAAAUUCUACUAAGGAUAUUAUAAGAUUCAACCAUAACAUCGAUACAUCAUAUACAUCUCAUGCCAUAUGCACAUUCAACACUUGCUAGCUAGCUCAUUGUAGGUAAAUACAGCCAGACACAAGUACCCAAAUCAAAUUAGCCUUCAAACAAUCAAAAUUUCUUAGUGAACAUCUACUCCAUCAUAUUAAAAAAAAACAACGUUUUAUUCAAUUCAACCAUUCCCCACCACCAAGAAGAUUGCAUAUGGUUUCUAUAAAUACACUCACAAAAUACAAUCUGUAUAUCUCAUCAUCUUUCCACAUCCCAAUCUCCCAAACCGGCCAUCAGCGAUACUGUUCAUCAUCAGUACAAAACCGUCUAGCUAGCGACAUGGGUAUGCAAAUGCAAUGCAGGGGAAUGAUCAUGAUCGUGGCUUCCAUUCUCCUGGCGACGACGGUGGUGCUAGCCUCUUCUUCAGCGACGCUUGAAUCCGCCGCCGUCGCUAAUAGUAACGCGACCAGGCAGGGAGCAACACCGCCCGUGCAAUUGCCGAGGUGCAGAAGAGGGACGAUGGAGCCAAAAGUGGCGGCGAAGUGCUGGAUAGCGAUAAUCGAGGUCCCCUUGUGCGUGUUUCAGAUCCUGAAGGCGUUCGAAGGCGGAUCGGUGUUCAGCAUCGGCAAGUCCUGCUGCCACGCCUUCAUCGACCUCACCGACGACUGCAAGAUCGAGGUCUUCCAGAAGUCCGAGUUCUUCCCCGCCAUCGAGAAGUUCUGUGCGGCCAUCGGCGGCGGCGCCAGUACAGCGGCCGGUCUCGGCAACUAAUAUAAGCUCCAUCUCCUCACUCGGCCUGAUGAUCAUAUGUAUUUUUCUAUUGAUCAUCAAAGACUAAACUAAGUGUGGAAAGAAAGGAAGUAGCUAAUUUCAAUGUAACCUAUGCUCCGAUGUAAAAUAAUUAUAAAUGGAUCUCUCAUACUUUUUCUCUCUUAAUUGUUACAAAAACCAAACCGGCCAAUUUACGAUCGGACCAAUAAAAUCGUCAAAUCAGUUACAAUAGCGAUCCGAUUCAUUUGUUUGGAUGCGGUUCGAGAUGUACAAAACAUUUUUUAACGGUUGGACAUGAGAUCACCAGAUCACUUACUUUGUCUCUCUCUCUCUCUUGUUACAGAAACCGAACCGAAUGAGCAAUUUGACAAGUAGAAUCACAAGAUAGUUACAACAACGGUUUCAUCCAUUUACUUAGAUGGUUUGAGAUGUAUCAAACAUUUUUAAUGGUUGGAUGGUUGAGGGAAAAAAAAAUAUAACGUCAAAUAAGACCCUCAAACUUGAAUUUCUCAUUUUAUUUAUGAUUCCUCUCUUCUUUUUGCACUCUCCUUAUUCUGUUUAUCGUGAUCCACUUCCGAUUGAUACCCUAAUUACUGAUUUGAAUUUAAUAAAGUCAUUUAUAAUUU